Hylaeus volcanicus is the source of this 1434-nucleotide messenger RNA. RefSeq lists its product as uncharacterized. The transcript is spliced from 3 exons. The record is from RefSeq and is a predicted model, not a curated record. Bases 15 to 446 code for a protein of 143 amino acids. NCBI's taxonomy places the organism in Eukaryota, Metazoa, Arthropoda, Insecta, Hymenoptera, Colletidae.
GAUAUCGAAAGUGGAUGGAGGCAUGCCAGCUAGGCGCUUUGCUGUACCGGACUCCAGGUAAACAAGCGAUAAAGCUGUCGCGGGUGACGAAGCACAAACAAAUAGGAGCACGGACGAAUCGUUUCACCAGACCCAAAAGUACGGUCUCGCGGUUAGCACCGUUUUCGCUGAGACUGAGACAACGUUCUCGCCAUGCCAGUUGCAUACAGUGGAGUCGACCACGUGCGACGGGGAAUUACCGUUUCAUUAUACUGGCUGCAAAGAGAAGGAGAGGAACAGAGGCGGUGUUGAGGCAGGCCCGGGCAUGGGAGCUAUUUGUGAAAAUUAAUGAAGUCCGUGUCGACAAGGGGCUGAAGGGAGAUGGCAUUUCUCUAAGAUUUUUCAAGAACUGGGGAAAGAAAAUUGUAGGAAGCGGUAGAAAAAUAAAAAGGAGUGAAGAAAAUUGAAGAAAAUUGAAAGGAACCGAAGAAAAUCCAAGGAAAAGGGAAGAAAAUUUAAAAAAAAAUUGAAGAAAAUCCAAGGGGAAAGGGAAGAAAAUUGAAAGAAACUGAAGAAAAUCCAAGGAAAAGGGAAGAAAAUUUUUAAAAAAAUUGAAGAAAAUCCAAGGGGAAAGGGAAGAAAAUUGAAAGAAACUGAAGAAAAUCCAAGAAAACUGAAGAAGGCUAUAGAAAACUAAAGAACACUGAUGAAAAUUGAGCAAAGUUGAACAAAACUGAAGAGAUUUCAAGAAAAUUUAUAAAAACUAAAUGAAAGUGAUUAUCUUUACCUGCAACUUUAACGUCCAUAAAAAUGUACCUUCCUAGAAUAUUGGGAUUCUUCCCAUUUUCCUUCGUUGGGCCUAGAAUCCCAAGCUCCGUAUCGAUUUCAAGAACCGCAUGGUGCUUAUUGCAUCAAUGGGACCGCCCGGGGCCGAACCGAGUUUUUUCCUUGAAAAUUAGCAAACUUCAAAGCGUUCUAUCUUCAAAAUUAAUAAAAAUCGGGUAGAUACAUUAAAGCUUAAUGAAUUCGUCUUGAAAAGUACUAUCGCGUGGUAUAAAAAAAAAUAUAUAUACUUUCAUUUGAAAAACGAAACUUGACCAUCGUAUCUCGUUAAAUAACAAAGUUAACAAAAAUUCCUUCGCGCUGAAACACGGGCCCCAUUUUACCAUGCAAUCUCCAUAUUUGAAAUUUUCCAUUCCGCUAAUUUUGUGAUCUACAGGAUCUACGCGAUUCCGAAAUCCACGUGGCAUCGAUGGCAAAGCACGUACCAAAAGGGAAUCUCCAUCAUCGAUCACGUUUACCACAACAUCCACGCAUAACGCAGACGAUAAACCAGAAUCCUCCCCGAUCCGCGUUUGUUUGCUAGAAUAUUCGCGAUAUUUAUCCCUGUAACGUCCUCCAAAAUCGAAGAUGAUGUUACGACAGAGCGUAGGCGGUACGUGGUUGCCCAGCCAU